Humulus lupulus (European hop) is the source of this 1155-nucleotide messenger RNA. RefSeq lists its product as uncharacterized. NCBI's taxonomy places the organism in Eukaryota, Viridiplantae, Streptophyta, Magnoliopsida, Rosales, Cannabaceae. The transcript is spliced from 2 exons. The coding region runs from base 1 to 1155 and encodes 384 amino acids. The record is from RefSeq and is a predicted model, not a curated record.
AUGGAAUAUUGUACCCGAUUACUUCAACAAGCUUCCAUGGACAAGGGGCUCCGGUUUCAUCCUAAAUGUAAGCACCUUAAAAUUGUCAAUCUCUGUUUUGCAUAUGACUUGGUCAUUUUUUGCAAGGGGGUCAAUAGUUCGGUUCAGAUUAUUAAGGAGAGCUUUAAUGCUAUCUGCUGUGCUUCUGGUUUAACUACCAACAAGGACAAAUCUCAGAUUUAUUUUGGUGGUGUGGCUGAAAAAGAGACUCAAAAAUUGCUUGAGGGGCUCCAAUUCUCUGAAGGUCAUUUCCCCCUAAAAUAUUUGGGAGUACCUCUUCGAACAACAAGAUGGAAGGUUUGCUUGCCUAAGUUCAUGGGUGGUCUUGGCUUCAAGGAUAGUUGUACUUGGAAUAAAGUGCUUCUUGCCAAGUAUAUUUGGGAUGUUUCUUCUAAGCAUGAUAUUCUGUGGGUUAAGUGGGUGGAUUCUAUCUACUUAAAGGGUCAGGAUUUAUGGCUUUACAGAGUUCCUCAGGACGUGAGCUGGUAUUGGAGAAGAUUGACUAAGCUUAGGGAUGACUUCCCUGCUUUUCGACUUGAUGAGGCAGUCCAUCAUAACAAUCUUUGUCUAAAAAUUCUGUAUCACAGGUUGCUUAACAAGGACAGAGUCAUCUUUGCGAAUGUGGUUUGGAACUCUUUGACUGUGCCUAAGCACAGAUUCGUUUUAUGGCAGGCUACCUUGGGCCAUCUGUUGACUCGAGAUAAGCUCAGUCUUUGUCAUUUGGACCUUCCUUCUGUGCUCUGUCCGGUGUGUGAAGAGGAGCAAGAGUCUCACUGUCAUCUGUUUUUUGAGUGCCCUUUUUCUCGGCAGGUUAGAUCCCAGGUGGAGAGCUGGCUAGGUAGUGGUAUUUGGCCGAGUCAUCUGGAAGGGUGGUGUUCUUGGAUGGCUGGUAAGCCGAAGGGGCUGAAGCAAGUAGUUAUGUCUGCUGCCUUAGCAGCUUCGGUUUACAUGGUUUGGAGAAAUAGAAACAAUUGUAUAUUUAAGUUUAGCUCUUUUUCUGUGGGCUCUGUUACUAAUUUGAUUAAACACUUCGUGAGGGGUAGGCUUCUUAGUCAUACUAAGAAGAAUCUGAGGAAACAUGAUUUAGCUUUCUUUGAUAAAGUAGUUCAGAUGUAA